AUGGUCCAGCUCGUCCAGUUCUCCAUGCUCGCCGCCAUCCUCCUCGGCUUCUCCACCGAGGUCUUCGCCAAGCACAGCAAGAUGGGCUCCAAGGCCAAGUCCAUCGUCGGGAAGAACGACAACUCGGACAAGACCUUUGUCAAGAUGUGCGAGACCCUCGUCCACAAGAAGGGCCGCCUCAUGCGCACCCGCAAGCAGAAGAAGGCCAUGAAGGCCCUGUGCAACGAGGACAAGGACAACGGCAAGGCCUGCAAGAGCAAGAGCGAGAUGAAGCGCUACCGCAGCGCCUGCAAGGAGUUCUACAAGAAGGGAACCCUCGACACCAAGAAGAUCAAGAAGUCGGACAAGAAGCUCCUCCACGACAUUAAGGAGAUCAAGGCCUAG
Molecule: messenger RNA, 384 nt
Organism: Clonostachys solani
Lineage: Eukaryota; Fungi; Ascomycota; Sordariomycetes; Hypocreales; Bionectriaceae
Source: the annotation of a GenBank genome assembly